This is a messenger RNA of Macrosiphum euphorbiae (potato aphid), 1344 nucleotides long. NCBI's taxonomy places the organism in Eukaryota, Metazoa, Arthropoda, Insecta, Hemiptera, Aphididae. The record is from the annotation of a GenBank genome assembly.
AUGGCUGCAAAAAAAGUAUUGAUGAAAUGCAAAUUUGAAGAAGGCGAAAAAGUACUGUGCUACGAGCCAGACCCUGCAAAAACGAAAGUUCUAUACGAUUCUAAAGUUUUAAGAGUGGUACCUGAAAAAGAUGACCAAGGUCGCAAAUUCUGUAAAUUUCUCAUUCAUUUUCAAGGAUGGAAUUCCACGUGGGAUAGAUUUGUAACGGAUGAAUUUAUUCUAAAAGAUACAGAAGAAAAUCGCAAGCUUCAAAAAGAACUGGCUGAAGAAGCUCAACUUACGCCUGGUGGGAAUUUGUACAGAAAAGAACGGAAGAAAAGAACAGUUAAACUUGAACCCAAACUUCUAGCAAUAGAGCCAGCUGUAAUUACCAUAGAUGAUCCGUCUAUGGUGGAAAACGAAAAUGUACCAGUACCUAUUGAUACAAUACUGUUACCUAAAAGAAGGUUACCAGACCUUGAGUUUCCAGAUAAUUUAAAAUACCAUACUGGAUAUAAUUGUUAUUUAGUACACCAAAAGAAUACAUUGGUUCAGUUACCCUGUCAACCUAAUGUGGUUACAUUGCUUGAAAGCUACCUUAGAUAUUUAGCAAGAAAUAACUUCAGUGAUAAUAAAACAACAAAAAAAAAACGUCAACCUGAAGAACUUGACAAAAACCAACUAGAAAAACGUUACAUAAUUUGCGUAGAAGUAUUAGAUGGUCUGAGGAUUUGUUUUAACACUUUCUUAUUCAGAAAGUUGUUAAUUAACGAAGACGAACAAGCCCAAUACUAUGAAGCAUUAAAAGUGACUCUCCAACCACCUGUAAAAAAUAUUAUUUCACAAAAUGGUGAACAAGACUAUGAUAAUGUACCAAAUGACGAAGAAUUGAAAAGCCACGAUAACAGAAAUAAUGUUAAAACUAAACGGGACAACACACACAGUUCAACCAGUCAAUAUGCUAGUUCUCAACAGACUUGUUCAGAUUGCAGUUUAACAAAAUCUCAAUGUUCAAAAAUUGUAAAAGAUACAUUUGAAAAAGCCCGUGAUGAGUAUGUAUCAAAAGCAGACUCUUGGAAAGCGGUUCCUGACAGUGCAUAUGAUGAAGAAAUGAAACAGCCGGCUGUUGUAUAUGGUGUAUACCAUCUUUUAAGACUUUUGGAAAAUUUGCCAAAAAUAUUAGCAAACACUGAGGUGGACGGAGAAAAACUUUCAAUUGUAUAUUUAUACAGUAAUGGACUUCUGAAGUACCUCUCAACUCAAACUCAUUUGUUUGGGAUGCAGUAUUAUGUGAAAAGCAAUAUGGAGGAUGCAGUAAAAUCAAGUGCUCCUAUGCGAAAUCACAGAAACCAUAAGAAUAUUUAA